ACUUCGUGGCCCCGGGAGGGCUCAGCCCCGGCCUUUAUAAGGCGACCGCGCGUCCUCGCCAAGAUUUGUUGGCAACAACCAUCAGUCCCAGAACAGUCCCCGAAACACCGAACCGGCAAGAUGGGGAAGAAGGAGAAUUAUGAUAUGUACUCGGUGGAGGCCGGGAUGGGGCAGCAGGGGGAGAUGGACGUGAAAAUCAAGAAGAAGGAAGGAAAAGGAGUAAAGAAAAAGGAGAAGCUGGAAAGCAUGAAGAAGGAAAUGGACAUUAAUGACCAUGAGCUGACCAUCGAGGAGCUGGAGCUGAAGUACCAGACAAGCAUCUCUAGGGGUAUGAAGACCAGUUACGCUGGGGAGAUCCUAAUCCGGGAUGGACCCAAUGAGCUGAAGCCCCCUAAGGGAACGCCGGAGUAUGUGAAGUUCGCCCGUCAGCUGGCGGGAGGGCUGCAGUGCCUGAUGUGGGUGGCCGCCGUCAUCUGCCUCAUCGCCUUCGGGAUCCAGUGUUCGCAGGGGGACCUGACCAGCGCCGAUAAUUUGUAUUUGGCCGUCACCCUCAUAGCUGUCGUGGUUGUCACCGGUUGCUUUGGCUAUUACCAAGAAUUCAAGAGCACCAACAUCAUUGCCAGCUUCAAGAACCUCGUGCCACAGCAAGCCACCGUCAUACGAGACGGGGAAAAGUUUCAGGUCAAUGCCAACCAGCUGGUGGUGGGUGACCUGGUGGAGAUUAAAGGUGGUGACCGUGUGCCGGCGGACAUCAGAAUUAUCACCGCACAGGGGUGUAAGGUGGAUAACUCUUCCCUAACUGGUGAAUCGGAACCCCAGACCCGAUCUCCGGAAUAUACUCACGAGAGUCCCCUGGAAACAAGAAACAUCGCCUUCUUCUCUACCAUGUGUCUGGAAGGAACUGCCACAGGAAUAAUCAUCAACACCGGAGACCGCACCAUCAUUGGGCGCAUUGCCAGCUUGGCUUCAGGCGUGGGGAACGAGAAAACACCAAUCGCCAUUGAAAUUGAGCACUUUGUGGACAUCAUCGCUGGUCUGGCCAUCUUCUUCGGGGCUACAUUCUUUGUGGUUGCCAUGGUGAUCGGCUAUCCCUUCCUCCGGGCCAUGGUCUUCUUCAUGGCUAUAGUGGUAGCCUAUGUUCCUGAGGGUCUUCUGGCCACUGUUACGGUUUGUCUCUCUCUCACCGCCAAACGUCUGGCCCGAAAAAAUUGUGUAGUCAAAAACCUUGAAGCUGUAGAGACCCUGGGAUCUACCUCAGUCAUCUGUUCAGACAAGACCGGAACCUUAACCCAGAACCGGAUGACCGUGUCUCACUUGUGGUUUGACAACCAGAUCCAUUCAGCCGACACCACUGAGGACCAGUCAGGACAAAGCUUUGACCAGACAUCGGACACUUGGAGGGCUCUGAGUAGAGUGGUCAGUCUCUGUAAUCGAGCGGCCUUCAAGGGCGGACAGGACGGAGUACCAGUACCCAAGCGCAUCGUCAUCGGAGACGCCUCGGAGACGGCUUUACUGAAGUUCUCUGAGUUGACAGUCGGGAACGUCAUUGAGUACAGAGAACGCUUCAAGAAAGUGACAGAAGUUCCCUUCAACUCAACCAACAAGUUUCAGUUGUCCAUCCACGAGCUGCAAGACCCCCUGGACCUGCGCUACCUGCUGGUGAUGAAGGGGGCGCCAGAGCGUAUCCUGGAGAGAUGCUCCACAAUCAUGAUCAAAGGGCAGGAGAUUCCUCUGGACGCUCAGUGGCAAGAAGCCUUCCAGACGGCCUACAUGGACCUAGGAGGCCUUGGAGAAAGAGUCUUGGGUUUCUGUCAUCUCUACCUCAACGAGAAGGAGUACCCCCGAGGAUUUAACUUCGACACCGAAGACUUCAACUUCCCCACCAGUAACUUGUGCUUUGCCGGAUUAAUCUCCAUGAUUGACCCCCCCAGGGCCACUGUCCCGGACGCCGUCAUGAAGUGCAGAACGGCUGGAAUCCGAGUCAUCAUGGUCACAGGAGAUCAUCCAAUCACAGCCAAGGCCAUCGCGGCCAGUGUCGGCAUCAUCUCCGAAGGUAGCGAGACGGUGGAGGACAUUGCAGCUCGCCUGCGGAUUCCUGUAGAACAAGUGAACAAACGAGAUGCCCGGGCCUGUGUCAUCAAUGGUGGACAGCUGAAAGACAUGACCAGUGAGGAGUUGGUGGAGGCGCUGAGGAUGCACCCAGAGAUGGUGUUCGCCCGGACGUCCCCCCAACAGAAGCUGAUCAUCGUGGAAAGUUGUCAGAAACUGGGAGCCAUUGUGGCUGUGACCGGUGACGGUGUGAACGACUCUCCGGCUCUGAAGAAGGCCGAUAUCGGAGUCGCCAUGGGGAUCGCUGGGUCUGACGCUGCCAAGAACGCGGCCGACAUGAUCCUGUUGGAUGAUAACUUUGCAUCCAUUGUCACAGGAGUGGAGCAGGGGCGUCUGAUUUUUGACAAUCUGAAAAAGUCCAUUGCCUACACCCUGACCAAGAACAUCCCCGAGCUGGCGCCAUAUCUCAUCUACAUCACCGCCAGCGUCCCCCUGCCCCUGGGCUGUAUCACCAUCCUCUUCAUCGAGCUGUGUACUGACAUUUUCCCAUCUGUGUCUCUGGCCUAUGAAAAAGCAGAAAGUGACAUCAUGCACCUGAAGCCCAGAAACCCUCGCCGCGACCGUCUGGUGAAUGAAGCUCUGGCUGUCUAUUCUUACUUCCAAAUAGGUGUCAUCCAGUCAUUCGCCGGAUUCGUGGAUUACUUUACGGUGAUGGCGCAGGAGGGCUGGUUCCCGGCCUAUUGUCUGGGGCUCCGCGCAAAUUGGGAGAACCAACACUUACAGGAUCUGCAGGACAGCUAUGGCCAGGAAUGGACGUUCAGCCAGCGCCUCUACCAGCAAUACAACUGCUACACCUGCUUCUUCAUCAGUAUCGAAAUCUGCCAAAUAUCCGACGUGCUCAUCAGGAAGACCCGGCGCCUCUCCGUCUUCCAGCAGGGGUUCUUCAGGAACAAAGUCUUGGUGAUCGCCAUCGUCUUCCAGUUGUGUCUCGGUAACUUCCUGUGUUACUGCCCCGGGAUGCCCAACGUCUUCAACUUCAUGCCCAUCCGGUUCCAGUGGUGGCUCGUCCCAGUCCCGUUCGGUAUCUUGAUUUUUGUCUACGAUGAGAUCCGUAAGCUUGGAGUCCGCAGACACCCAGGAAGCUGGUGGGACAAGGAGCUUUACUAUUAGACGCCCCGGACCCCGUCACAUACCCCCCCUCCCCCUCCGCAGCUGAAGACACAGGAAGUCAGAGACCUCACUUACUCACAAGGAGCCCGUUCUGGAUUUUCUCAGUUAAUGACAUAAGACGAAUCAGAGAAUCUGCUGUAUAUAUAUAUAUAUAUAUGAAAUACGGAAAAGUUGAUCUCAGAAAUGGCGCAGUCUGUGAGCAGCUCCGGGUGCAGCUGCAGUGUCGCUCCACAGUGUCAGGGGGAUACGCAGUCUGAGGGGCAGGAGCUUUUCUUACUCUCUAUUUCUGUUGUAACUCCGCCCAUUACGCCCCUAGAACGGGGUGGAUGUGGUUGUAGAUGGCUUGUGAUGUCACCGCUCUAUACGAUGGGAGAUCACCGAGUUAUACUAAUAAAUUUAUAAUGGAGUAAUGCGUUUUGUGUC
Hyla sarda is the source of this 3642-nucleotide messenger RNA. It is a transcript of the gene ATP4A, whose product is annotated as ATPase H+/K+ transporting subunit alpha. Gene Ontology annotation, cellular component: membrane. Lineage: Eukaryota; Metazoa; Chordata; Amphibia; Anura; Hylidae. The transcript is spliced from 23 exons. The record is from RefSeq and is a predicted model, not a curated record. Gene Ontology annotation, biological process: proton transmembrane transport; potassium ion import across plasma membrane; intracellular sodium ion homeostasis. Gene Ontology annotation, molecular function: ATP binding; ATP hydrolysis activity; magnesium ion binding. Bases 121 to 3219 code for a protein of 1032 amino acids.